CCUGACGGUCACUAGGACCCAGAGGAGAUCCGCAGCAGCGCGGAGACGCACCAUUAUGGCGGACCGAAACACAGACGCUGAGGGGAAGUUCUACAGUGAAAUUUUAAGUCCGUCGGAGCUGUUUGCAGCCCGAUCCCGGAGUCACAAAAUCCCCGUCAGAGGACAGAAGGACUUCGUCCCCGAUGGCUCAGACGAGCAGAAGCAGCGACUCGAGCAGAGUCUGGAUGAACACUGGAGCCUCCUCUCAGAGGAGAGAGUGGAGAGGCUAUGUUGUGUGUCUGCUGGAGUCGGGUUGUUUCCUGACGUUAGAUCGUCGCCGUCUGUUUGAAUUUUACUGCAGGGGAAACCUCGUGAAGGGCGACUGGAUUCCAAGCGAGCAGAUUGUGGAGCUUCGGUCUCCAGCUGGGAAGUUCUGGCAGACGAUGGGCUUCUCUGCAAAUGGCAAACAGUGCCUGCUCCCCGAGGAGGCGCUCUACCUGAUGGAGUGUGGAAACCUGCAGGUGUUUUACGAGGACCUGCCGCUCUCCAUCCAGGACGGGUACGAGAAGUUCCUGUCCACCAGCACCGUGAGCCUUCGGCAAUAUCAGGUGUUCGCGCAUUUGAAGAGGCUCGGCUAUGUGGUGCUCAGGUUUGAUGCCAGUUCGAAGCCGUCGUCUUAUGCGAGGCAGCUGAACCUGCCGCAGUCACGUGACCGAGCGGAGAGGCAGCUGAAGAGGAAACGCAGCGUCAGCCCCACCCCGUCCUCCAGCUGCACUGCAACAUGCAGUCGAACUGAAGCUCAAGAAGAAUCCUUCACUGAGAAAAUGGAGGAGGAUAAAAAGCUUCCCGAGCCUCUGGGGGCCCACGGUCCAGCGGAUGAAGGCGGGGGCAGGACCUGGUGGAUGACGGAUGUUUUCUGGGAAUCUGACAAAGAUUCAGGCCGCAGCUCCAAAUCUGGCUCCUCGUGCUGGGACUUCAGCUCCAUCUCUUUCCCUGACCUGGGCUCCACCUCCAGAGAGCACCUCCCAGGUUCCCUGGCCCCUCCCGACCCGUCUCUGCUGCCCCGGGAUUUGUCUGUGGGAUCCUGUGACAUUGCUCCCUGGAGGCGGAAAAUAAACCUGCGGCAGGUGAAGAUGUCGGCGAAGGAGCGGAAGAGGGAAGAGCGCAGGCGGCGGUGGGACGUCAACAAAAACAGAGAGGUACGGCGGUGCAGAAACUGGGCGGAGUAUCAGGAACUGAUGGUGAGGCGGAAGGGGAAGCGUGAAGGUCGACCAGCACACCUGUGGAACAGGGAAGUCACACCUUUACAUGACCCAACACAGCCAAUCCCCACAGGGAAGCUGUUGGACAAAAUCAGCAUCAUUAAAUCCACUCAUUUGCUGGAGGGAGUGUCCAGGUUAAAAGGUGCGGACGAUUGGAGGAUCUGUUUCAAUGUUUACCAGCCCGACACGGUGGCCGACUUCAAGAAGAGCAACCCGGGGAAGCCGUACUCACGCAUGUGUGUGUGCAGUUUCGAUGAUCCCGUUCCCGACCUGCGAGCCGUCAAGCUGCUGGCCAAUCAGAGCGGAGACAUCCCAGUGGUCGUAGCUGUGGUGGACUACGGAGACAUAUCCUUCUACACCUUCAAAGACUUCCAGCUCCCCACAGACGUUUACCCCUAAACGCUCUUCCAGGACUUUUUAAAUAAAGUGGCUGCAUGUGUAAAGGUCUUUGAUGGGGUUUAUGGUGGUUUUAGAAAAAAAGAACAAGUGGGUGCAGAUCAGAAAUGUCUGGCAAUGAAAAAGGGUCGGAUACCAUUCGGCCCUGGUUUACUUCCAAAGGCACUGUUGUUGAUCCAUAAGAUCUCUUUCAGGCUUUCUCUUGUAGUAGGACAAAUCAGGACAUUGUUGGAAUAAAUUUAACAGUAUUUAAAAACACAAACACACUACAAAAAGUGUGACUCAGAAGUCCCCUAUGAUGAAAACAAGGGAUCAGGAAACUUCGUGGUAUCUCCGGCUCCACCCCAGGAGCCAGGACUGCGGGAGGAGUUUUUCUGAGAGCGCCUGGUAGCUGGGCCUUACCCCAUGAGGUCCUACUUGGUGGACUGGGCAGCAGUCAAAGGUGGGUGUUCAAUCCCUGGCUGCUCAGACUGGCUUUAGGGAUGUGGAAUUUUACCUAGAGAGAGAUUCCCACCCUCAUCUGUGGCUGUGAACUGUUGUAGGGACCGGAUGAAUGAGAUCGCAGGUAUAACUGACAGAAAUGAGCUUCCUCCAAAGGGUGUUGCGGCUUUCCCCUAGAGAUAGGAGGAGGUGGAGGAGGUCAGAGUAGAGCUGCUACUCCUCCACAUGGAGGGGAAUUUUCAGCCUGCUCCUCUGCCCACAGAUUUCUUUAGAUUUUUCAGAAUUUUUUAAUCACAUUCUUACUGAUUACAGUUUUACUUUGAGGGACAUUAUUCUGAAGUUAUUCCACAAUUUCUAGGCUCAGUUUUUUGCAGAUUAGCAAACCUCUGCCCAUCUUCUGAGAAACUCUGCCUCUCUAAGAUGCUCUGUUUAUACCCAAUCAUGUUACUGACCUGCUGCCAAAUAGCCUGAUUAGUUGCACAAUGUUCCUCCAGCUGUUUCUUUUUAAUUACACUCACUUUUAGAGCCUUUUGUUGCCACAUCUCAGCUUUUUUGAGACUGUUGCUGCCCUCAAAUUCAAAACGAGCUAAUAUUUUUCAUGCAGUGGUAUAUUUUUUCAGUUUAAUAAUGUGAUUUGUUUUCCAUGUUCUGUUGUGAAUAAA
Archocentrus centrarchus (flier cichlid) is the source of this 2740-nucleotide messenger RNA. It is a transcript of the gene tsen54, whose product is annotated as TSEN54 tRNA splicing endonuclease subunit. The transcript has 12 exons. Gene Ontology annotation, cellular component: tRNA-intron endonuclease complex. Gene Ontology annotation, biological process: tRNA-type intron splice site recognition and cleavage. Lineage: Eukaryota; Metazoa; Chordata; Actinopteri; Cichliformes; Cichlidae. The record is from RefSeq and is a predicted model, not a curated record. The coding region runs from base 183 to 1640 and encodes 485 amino acids.